Messenger RNA from Cryptomeria japonica (Japanese cedar), 2096 nucleotides. RefSeq names its product cytosolic enolase 3. Gene Ontology annotation, molecular function: magnesium ion binding; phosphopyruvate hydratase activity. Gene Ontology annotation, cellular component: phosphopyruvate hydratase complex. The transcript has 13 exons. NCBI's taxonomy places the organism in Eukaryota, Viridiplantae, Streptophyta, Pinopsida, Cupressales, Cupressaceae. The record is from RefSeq and is a predicted model, not a curated record. Gene Ontology annotation, biological process: glycolytic process. Bases 264 to 1688 code for a protein of 474 amino acids.
ACUCUACAGUAAAGUACUAGAUCCUUUUCCUUUGAAGAGAAGGCACCGAAGUGAAUCUAUAAGGAAGGGAAAAGUCCAUUAGACUGAGAAAUCGGAAAGAAGAAAACGAAAUCUUAAAUUUCGAAGAUCGAGCUUAAAUUUUGGGUAGAGGAGAAUGCAAUAACGAUUUACGACACGAGUGUUGAGAAGCGAGUUGGUGCUGCUGAUUCGCUUGGCUGGUUGGGAAAGGAUAGUUGUAAGACUGAUAGCGAAUAGCUGACAAAAUGUCAGUACAGGAGUACCUGGAGAAGCAUAAGCUCUCGCGCAGGAUCGAAGAUGCGGUUAACGCGGCGGUUAGGGCCAAGGAUCCUCAACCGCUCCUCUACAUUUCUAACUAUAUGAAGAGAGCUGUUCCUUCAACGAUAACAAAGUUAAAGGCACGUCAAAUCAUUGAUAGCAGAGGCAAUCCUACAGUGGAAGUAGACCUGUAUACCAAUAAAGGCAUGUUUCGUGCGGCUGUACCAAGUGGUGCCUCAACUGGAACGUAUGAGGCUGUGGAGCUACGUGAUAAAGAUGAACACAAGUACCUGGGAAAGGGUGUUUUAAAGGCUGUAGCAAAUAUCAAUGAGAAGAUUUCCCUUGCUUUAGUUGGCAUGGAUCCGACUAUGCAAGCAGAAAUUGACAAAGCCAUGAUAGAUUUGGAUAAGACAGAAAAUAAGGGAGAGCUUGGAGCAAAUGCAAUUUUGGCUGUAUCCAUGGCAGUUUGUAAAGCUGGGGCUGCUGAAAAGGAGGUCCCACUUUAUAAGCAUAUUGCCGAUCUUUCAGGAAAUUCAAAAUUUGUUCUUCCGGUUCCUGCAUUCAACAUAAUUAAUGGUGGAAAACAUGCUGGAAACAAACUGGCUUUUCAGGAGCUCAUGAUUCUUCCAAUUGGGGCAAGCAGUUUUUCUGAGGCAAUGCAAAUGGGUUGUGAGACCUAUCACCACUUAAAGGCAGUAAUAAAAGAAAAAUAUGGAAUAGAUGCUUGUAAUGUUGGCGAUGAGGGUGGCUUUGCUCCAAACAUUUCCAGUGCCACAGAAGGUUUGGAUCUCAUCAUGCAUGCCAUUGAGAGAGCGGGAUAUACAGGAAAAGUUAAAAUAGGGAUGGAUGUUGCUGCAAGUGAAUUUUAUUCAGAUAAAGAAUAUGAUCUAGACUUCAAAAGUCCAGAAAUUUCUGUGAGAGAUAUCAAAAUGGGAGAGGCGAUGAUUGAGAUGUACAAGCAGCUUUGUUCAGACUACCCAGUUGUCUCUAUUGAAGACCCGUUUGAUCAGGAUGACUGGGAAAACACAAAGAUUUUAACUGCUUGCGGAGUUUGUCAGGUUGUUGGGGAUGACCUAUUAGUGACAAAUCCUAAAAGGGUUUCAAAGGCAAUAGAGGAAUGCACAUGCAAUGCAUUGCUUCUCAAAGUUAAUCAAAUUGGAACAGUUACUGAAGCAAUAGAAGCAGUAACGAUAGCAAAGGAUGCAAAAUGGGGAGUGAUGGCAUCACACAGAAGUGGUGAGACAGAAGACUGCUUUAUUGCAGACUUAGCUGUUGGGCUGGCCACAGGCCAAAUUAAAACAGGAGCACCUUGUCGCAGUGAGCGACUUGCUAAAUACAACCAGCUACUCAGAAUUGAAGAAGAGCUUGGCGAUAAGGCCGUGUAUGCAGGAGAGAAUUGGAGACCCUCAUAAAAACAAAAUAUCUUCUUAAAUAAAUAUUAUUCCCUGUUUGACUCAUCAAAAGUCAUUCAGCAAAAUCAAUAUAAUUCCUAACUUCAAUAUCAAAGCGGUCUAUUGUAUUUGGAAAUGGGUGUGCAUAUGAGUUUUUGUACUAUUCUACUUCAAGGAACCUUUUCAUGUGGUAAGUAAUGAGAGCCUAUAUAUAAUUUAAGGAGUGAGAUAACAAUUCCAUAUAACAUAUACAUGUAAGAAUGUCUAAUGAUUUGUUAUAAAUGUGUCGUAGUGCAGGUAAGUAGCUUAUGCACUUAGACAGAGCUGUGAGUGUUCAGGAACAUACCUCCUAUCAAAUUUUGUUUGUAGCUGUUGAAAAUUGCAAUAUCAUUGAACAAUUCAAAUAAAGUAUUUAAUUUUUCCGAUGCA